Messenger RNA from Nerophis ophidion (straightnose pipefish), 2121 nucleotides. Its product is annotated as BAG family molecular chaperone regulator 5-like. NCBI's taxonomy places the organism in Eukaryota, Metazoa, Chordata, Actinopteri, Syngnathiformes, Syngnathidae. Gene Ontology annotation, molecular function: adenyl-nucleotide exchange factor activity; protein-folding chaperone binding. Gene Ontology annotation, biological process: protein stabilization; negative regulation of protein ubiquitination; regulation of inclusion body assembly. The transcript is spliced from 4 exons. The record is from RefSeq and is a predicted model, not a curated record. Bases 461 to 1903 code for a protein of 480 amino acids. Gene Ontology annotation, cellular component: membrane; nucleus; cytoplasm.
GUCGAAUUUAAAAGCAGUUGGUGGGGUAGGAAACAGUUAACAUCGUCCCGCCCUGGCUUUAUCUGUAACGGCACGUCCGGGUGCUCAAAAGAAGGCGCUAUUCUGGUUGGCAACCUUACAAUUACAAAGCCAAACCAAACGUGACGACGUUGGCGUCUGCGCGGAAAGAAAACAACCAACCAUAGUUUAAGUAUUAAUAUUCAUUUAUUGUAGCAUAAACGCCGGCCACUUCGAGAGGAGUAACAAAAAAAACAAACUCCGUGUUAGCUCCUCCUUGUGGGCGACGAGGCAAAAAAAAGGGGGGGCUAGCUCGGGAAGCUAAUGGUUAGCUUUGCUCGAGGAAGCUGCGCACGACACCUCCACGCGCCAAAUGGCUGCACGCUGGCUCUGCAGUGCUCGUUUUCGAACACCUCGCUAACGUCGCCGAGCUCCACCUGAUGGGAAGGCGGUCCAGUUAAAGAUGUGCGCCAAUGUGUUCGGAGUGUUGAAGAGCCUCUUCGGGAAGCCCUUUGAUGGUGGGAAGAGGAUGGAUCAUGGGGGGCCCCAGCAGCAGCAGCCCGCGGAGCAGCAGCACCCCGCCAUGACACGUCUGUACGAGGUGCGCAAGGAGGUCACCUCCCUGCGGUCUCAGGUGUGCAACUUCAGCGGGCUGCAGCACGACCGCGACUACAAGCGUCUGGAGCGCGAGCUGACCCGCCUGCUGCUGGAGGUGGACCAGGUGGCCACGGAGGGCAAAGCCGAGCUCCAGGGCGAGCGCAAGCGGGCGGCGCAGGAGGUGGAGGGGCUCCUGCGCUACCUGGAAGAGAACGCCACCCACCCGUCCCGCCUGGCCAUGGAGGAACUAAGCGACGAGGCGCGGCGGCUGGUGGACGAGCGCGUGGUGGCGCCGCAGCGCUCGGGCGGCGUGGCGGAAAUGGACGACGAGCUGGUGGAGCUGCUGCAGCAGUUGGUGCUGAGGCUCACGCAGGUGAAGACGGAAGGCCGGGUGCCGCUGCGCAAGGCCCGCUACCGGGCGCUGACGCGGCUUUGCGCCGUGCAGGAGGUGAUGGAGGGGCGCACCCAGCGGCAGACCCUCUCGCUGCCGCUCUCGGGCGAGACCCACGCCGCCGUGGACUGCAUCAAUCAGGUGAUGGCCAAGGUGAGCGUGGCGCGCGGCCAGCUGGUGGCGCUGCUGAUGGGCCUGAGCGGCCGGGACAGCUGCGCUCACCUCUCGCGCCUCCUGAUGGAGAUGCAGGUGGAGCUGGACGCCCUGGACGUGUCCGGGCACGCCGCCAUCAGGAACUACCGCAAACAAGUGGUGGAGGAGAUCAACGGCCUGCUGAAGCACUUGGACCUGGAGGGAGAGGGAGAAGACACGCGCAGGUACGACCUGGCUCAGAACAACUCCAUCCGCGAGAUCGAGGCGGUGCGCGCUCACGUGGGGCACCUGCGCGAGGGCGUCCUGCGCCACUGCAUGAUGGGCGAGCUGGGCUUCAGGCCCAAAGCCGAGCUGCAGAGCCUCCUCACGCACCUGGACCAGGUGGACACGGCCAAGAACCCCUGCAUCCGCGAGGCCCGCCGCCGAGCCGUGGUGGAGGUCCAGGCCGUGGUCACCUUCCUGGACCUGCGCGAGACCCUGCUGUCCCGCCAGCCGGGCCCCGGCGAGCACCCGGCGAACCGGGCCGUGUGGCUGGUCCUCGGCAGCCUGUCGGACCUCCAGGCCCAGGUGCUGGGCUUCGACGGCAAGCGCGCCGACAAGAGCUACAUGGUGCUGGAGGAGCUGCUCACCAAGCAGCUGCUGGCGCUCGACGCCGUGGACCCGCAGGGCGACGAGGGCACCAAAGUGGCGCGCAAGCAUGCGGUCAAGAUCGCCCAGAACAUUCUCAACUAUCUGGACAUGAAGACGGACGAAUGGGAGUACUGACCCACGGGACUCCGACUCCCAGAAUGCACUGCGACACUGCUUUAUCUUCCCCUUGUCCAACCCGCUGACUUUGAAACACUGUGCGUUUUGUAGGUUGUGUGUGUUUGUCGUCAUCGUGGAAAAGUGUGUGUGUGUGUGUGUGUGUGUGUGUGUAUAUAAAUAUAUAUAUAUACACACAUAUAUGUAUACGUAUAUGUAUGUAUGUAUAUAUAAGUAUA